Baudoinia panamericana UAMH 10762 is the source of this 2058-nucleotide messenger RNA. RefSeq lists its product as uncharacterized. Gene Ontology annotation, cellular component: mitochondrion. The transcript has a single exon. The record is from RefSeq and is a predicted model, not a curated record. Gene Ontology annotation, molecular function: GTP binding; GTPase activity. NCBI's taxonomy places the organism in Eukaryota, Fungi, Ascomycota, Dothideomycetes, Mycosphaerellales, Teratosphaeriaceae. The coding region runs from base 16 to 1776 and encodes 586 amino acids.
CUGCUGUGUCUGAUCAUGAAUACAUCUACUGCAACAUUGAAGCUGCUGUGCGGGAGCCUGACGCCCUUCCUCUACCCUUGCCUCGAUGCUGCAUGGGUAACAAGGGGUUUAACCUGCAAUGAACCGCAGCGCCGGAGACGGCAUGUGGCUCUUAGUAGACGAUGCUCCAGCACCGUCACAGCGGCACGGUCAGAGUUAUCGAGUAAUGACAGUAUCGAUGUCGCGCAAUACGACCAUCUUGAUCCGUCCCCGCACAAUUACAGCUCGCAACCCUUCGUCGAUGCUUGCUCCCUGACCGUGUCCGCUGGAGCUGGAGGGCACGGUUGCAUUUCGUUCCUGCGAGAGAAGUACAUCGCAAAUGGUCCCCCAAACGGGGGUGAUGGCGGGACGGGGGGCAAUGUGUACAUACAAGCUGUCAGGGGCGAAACGAGUCUGCAUAAGCUGGCAAGGCGAGGCGCUUUGAAAGCAGGGCGCGGCAAGAACGGACAGGGCAGCUUAAAGGGAGGUGCGAGAGGCGAAGAUGUUCUCUUGGUCGUGCCGGUGGGUACCAUCGUUAGGGAGCUUACCAGGCAUGAUCCUCUGGCUGAGGAUGAGGCUGUGCAGUCCAAAGGCUUCGGACGGGACUCGGAGGAUGACGAUGGGAGUGUUGAAGGCACUGAUCAGAGCAAAAAGUGGCGUAGAGACCGAUGGUUACUCUACCCUGGCACGCUGCCUAAGAACUUCACCUCCGCUUCCUUUCCUGCAUUACCACGCCCUCGCCGCAAUAAUUUAGUUGCCACCGAGCCCCAGGCUCCCAUACGUCUCGACCUGGACAAGCCGAUGAAUCACCCUAUGCUACUGGCUGCAGGAGCUAUGGGAGGACUUGGCAAUCCGCACUUUGUGACAAAGUCCGUCACUCGCCCGAAGUAUGCUACAAAGGGCGAAGACGCCACGCGGAUCCAUUUUCAACUCGAGCUGAAGCUUCUGGCGGAUGUCGGCCUGGUUGGCUUGCCCAAUGCGGGAAAGAGUACGCUCCUGCGUGCUUUGACGCGAAGCAGGACGCGAGUGGGUGAUUGGGCUUUCACCACUCUCGCACCUAGCGUCGGGACGGUGGUACUAGACAAUAACCAAGGAAGACCGAGCAUUGACACGAAGGGCAGAUCGUCAGAGGCUCGCAGGAGUUUCACCAUUGCAGACAUUCCUGGCUUGAUUGAGGACGCCCAUCUAGAUCGAGGGCUCGGGCUCGGCUUUCUACGACACGUUGAGCGUGCAGCUCUACUAGCCUUUGUCAUUGACCUUUCGGCUGGUGAUGCGGUCGAUGCAUUGAAGGCUCUUUGGAAGGAGGUUGGGGAGUAUGAGCAGAUGCGCGAGCGUGAGCUCAAUGCCGACACGCAACGAACGCAGCCGGAUGAAGAAGGGAUGGUCACAUUUAGGCCCUUCGAGAGCAGCAUUUCACCAGGUUUCGAUCCCGAGCCGCACACUCAGUUUGCAGGCGAUGCUGACGAGAACAUGGUGCUCGAUCCUCCAGCUGGCCGCAAGCUCCCUCCACUGUCCCUGCCACCCAUCAGCAGCAAGCCAUGGUUUGUUGUGGCUACGAAAGCGGACUUAGCGGAGACGCAGCACAACUUUGAGCGUCUGCAAAGCUAUAUUGCAAGCGUCCAAGCCGGCGAGGAAGCGCACCCCAAUCCUGCGAAGAAUGCUUGGCGCAGAAAACUGCACGCUGUUCCUGUCUCUGCUAUCAACAAAGAAGGAAUAGAGAGCAUACCACACCUCAUCCUCGAACUCCUCAACGGGUGACGCUGCGUUAGAAAUUCUGCAUACAGCCGAAGUUGCGAACCUACGCAAGUAUUUCCGCGUUAUCGCUUUGUAUCUCUCUAGCUCGGAAUGUUCAUCCAGGGCGCGUACGACCCAGCAGCAUAUCAUGCCUACGAGCGUCCCAUCGCCGCCGAUAGUGUCUCGUAGGCUGCAGAGUUGUGGUUGUAUUUGACUUCGUUCAUCCCCGCAUGUUCCACGAUUGAGUUUGUUCCAACAAUACGGCACCUUGCAACCUGCGCGCUGCCUACAGGAUCAUAAGCACUA